Thalassophryne amazonica is the source of this 930-nucleotide messenger RNA. Its product is annotated as olfactory receptor 6N2-like. NCBI's taxonomy places the organism in Eukaryota, Metazoa, Chordata, Actinopteri, Batrachoidiformes, Batrachoididae. Bases 1 to 930 code for a protein of 309 amino acids. Gene Ontology annotation, molecular function: G protein-coupled receptor activity; olfactory receptor activity. The transcript has a single exon. Gene Ontology annotation, biological process: G protein-coupled receptor signaling pathway. Gene Ontology annotation, cellular component: membrane. The record is from RefSeq and is a predicted model, not a curated record.
AUGGAUGGGGAACUAAAUGUAACAUAUAUAACGCUUGGUGGUCAUGUUGAAUUACACAAAUACAGGUAUCUUUAUUUUAUAAUCAUGUUUACAGUUUAUAUUCUAAUAAUCUGCUUUAAUUCUACUAUUGUUUGUCUGAUCUGGAUUCAUAAAAACCUUCAUGAACCAAUGUACAUUUUCAUUGCAGGUUUGCUAAUGAACUCACUUCUUUUUAGUUCUGCUUUUUACCCAAAGCUUUUGAUUGAUUUUUUGACUGAAAAACAGAUCAUUUCAUAUCCAGGCUGUUUAUCUCAAUAUGUUCUGUUUUACUCUUUAUGUGCUUCUGAGUUUUUACUCUUAGCAGCCAUGGCUUAUGACAGGUAUGUGUCUAUAUGUAAACCUCUGCAAUAUCACACCAUCAUGAGACAAACAAACAUCAUUAUUGCUCUGGUUUCAGCCUGGAUUGUGCCACCUUCUCAUAUGCUCGUGGCAGCUGCACUGGUUGCUAACGGUCAACUUUGUGACUUUACUUUGAAAGGAAUCUUUUGUAAUAAUUCGGUGGUAAAACUUCAGUGUGUGAGAUCAACAGUAAUAAUUAUCUAUGGUGUCUUUAUUUUGUUCAAUCUUGCAAUUUUACCUGUGUUCUUUAUACUUUUUACAUACAUAAAGAUUCUUAAAAUAUGUUACAAAAGUAGUGCUGGUGUGAGGAAAAAAGCUGCAGAGACCUGUUUACCCCACCUGCUGGUGUUACUCAGCUUAUUAUGUCUGAUCACAUAUGAGGUCAUUGUGGUCCGACUGGAAACAAAUAUUCCAAAAACUGUUCGUUUAAUAAUUACUUUAAAAAUUAUUGUGUAUCAUCCUCUCUUCAAUCCACUGAUAUAUGGACUAAAAAUGAGAGAAAUUUCAAAACACCUCAAGAGGUUGAUCUGUCAAACAAUUAUAACUGUUUAG